Molecule: messenger RNA, 1711 nt
Organism: Diachasmimorpha longicaudata
Lineage: Eukaryota; Metazoa; Arthropoda; Insecta; Hymenoptera; Braconidae
Product: ribonuclease H2 subunit B
Exons: 4
Coding region: 235-1161 (308 amino acids)
Biological process (GO): RNA catabolic process
Cellular component (GO): nucleoplasm; ribonuclease H2 complex
Source: RefSeq, a predicted model, not a curated record
ACUAUUUCAGCGAUACCCCGGGUUCCACCAUAAAUGCAAAAAGUGAAUUCUAAAAAAAAAGAGUCAGCCAGUAGAUGAUGCGUUAUACCCCCACCCCCAACCCUCCCCGUUACCCUCUGCAGCCCAGAAAUCCGUGCAUCGAAGUGAGUCGUUCGAUAAAUUAGGCGCGAAAAAAGCUGUGUUAAGUCGUUAUUACAACAAUAUAAUUGACAACAACAAACACGUGGUUGCAAAAUGCCACGGGUCAAGGGAUCACCCAAGAAGUGUGUUAAAACAGCUAAUACCAAUUCACCGAGUAAUACGUGGGUUUUUCUGAUGAAAGGGGAUGGAGUUGGUGGUUCUGAUGGCAGUCCCCCAGAUAUCGUGAAGCUCCGUCAUCCAGCGACAAAUCAAGCAGCAAUGUUCGUGUUCAGUCCAGGUGAUCAGACAGUUCAAGAGGUGUUGACCUUCGACGAGAAUAAGCGUUCGUGGUUCAUCGACGAGAACGUAAAAUCCGAUGGAAAGAUGCACUUGUCAACUCCCAUCGAUCCCAUUUUCCUGGUGCUACCGUACCUGAGGAAGGCACAGCAAGUUCUGCCCCUCGAACAGUGCCUCAGGGAUGAGGACUACCCCGAGACCAUAAGACUGGCGAGAUGUCAGAGCCUAAAAGUGUCACUGGUGGCAGAUCGCAAGGGGGACGAGUCGUAUCAAGCUUACAAGUACAACGAGGAAAAAACCCUGAGUUGGCUCCAGAAGAAGGUGGAAAGGGUCGCCGAUGUUCUUAGGCAAAAGGGCAUUCACGUUGGACAGGGAGCUGUUAGUGCCAAUUACGUGAAGAGUACGAAAUACGAGGCUGGGACUGACAGUGAAUACCUGAAAUACGCACACGGUAUCGUGUCUGAAUACCUGACUGAAGAUCUCUCGAAAAAACUGGCCCAAAAUAUGAAUCUACCCGAGGAGGAGACCAAAGCCAAACGCAAGCUGAUGAGCCCCAAAGAACUCCCCGAUGAGAAACGACCGAAGAAAGAUUCCAUGGACGAAGAGUCCCCCAGGACACGAGCUCUCGAUCUCACGAAACCCGAAAAGCCCCAGAAACCUCAAACAGCCUCAAAAAAAGAGAUAGCAAGGCAAAAGGCAGCGGCUGGCUCGAAGAGCAUCACAAGUUUCUUCAAGAAAAAAUGAGUUUCCUAAGAAGACUGUCUCCUCCUGAGUACCCUCCCAUAAGUCAAAGAAUUUGCGUUCCAAUCAGCUGCUACUAGAAUUCUAAUUUUAAUGGAAGCAAAGAGAACUGAUGAAUAUUGCACACAAAAAUGGGAAGAAUAAAUCUCAAAGGGGCGCUUACCAAUUAUUUCUCAAGCUGUUGCUCAAGCAUUUCACAGACUCAAAAACUAGAAAACGAAACUGAUGAGUAAGAAGUAAACGCCAUCAAUUAAUUUAUCAAUUUGUUCAUCCAUACAUUUCUGUACAUAGUAAUGUUAAUUAUUUGAAAUUAAGGUAAAUGUUAUACUUUGUAUAAAUUUUUUAUCGUUGAACCCCGAGCAAUUUCCAAUAAUUUAUCCACAGCCAAAUUAACUUGUUCGAUAUACAUGUAGAAUUCAGGACUAAUAUUUCUAUUGCUGUCCAUCGGUGCGUCGUUUUAUGAUUGAAUUAAUUGAUAAGGGAAACGAUUUAAUUACUCUCUGCGAUAUGAUUACAUUGGAUUAGCUCCAAAUAAACAUGUGUUAUCGUGAAA